This is a messenger RNA of Debaryomyces fabryi, 507 nucleotides long. RefSeq lists its product as uncharacterized. The record is from RefSeq and is a predicted model, not a curated record. Lineage: Eukaryota; Fungi; Ascomycota; Pichiomycetes; Serinales; Debaryomycetaceae. Gene Ontology annotation, biological process: actomyosin structure organization; mitotic cytokinesis. Gene Ontology annotation, cellular component: cytoplasm; myosin II complex. The transcript has a single exon. The coding region runs from base 1 to 507 and encodes 168 amino acids. Gene Ontology annotation, molecular function: cytoskeletal motor regulator activity; myosin heavy chain binding.
AUGCUGGCAUUAAAUACACUUUCUAAUAAUCAGAAAACACAACUCAGAACAGCAUUUACCUUAAUAGAUGGCGAAUCAAGAGACUCAGUAAUAACGAAACAAGAUUUGAUUAAUUUAUAUAAGACGUUGGGAAUGAAAAUGCCUUCCGAUAAACAACUAGAUACGAUGCUAACGGUAGACGGAUCAUCAAAAAAAGAAGACAAGGGUAUAAAUUUCACCCAGUUUCUGCAAAUAAUGGCCAAAGAAUUGCUGCAGUUUGAAGAUAGAGAAACCAUAUAUAAUGCGUUGAAAGUAUUUUCCGAUGACAAAGAUAGUAAGGAUCUUGCUAUUGACGUUGAACGGUUAAAAGAGGCGUGUUGUUCUGUUCAACUCGGCGAAAUCGGGUCUGGUGAUCACAGACUCUCGAGAGCUACGUUUGAUAAACUAGUAGAUGGGUUUGUUAAGGAACAAAUUGAUGGACGCAAAACUUUUCUCGCUUCGAAAUGGAUCGAUACCUAUAUUGACUGA